This is a messenger RNA of Funneliformis geosporum, 843 nucleotides long. Lineage: Eukaryota; Fungi; Glomeromycota; Glomeromycetes; Glomerales; Glomeraceae. The record is from the annotation of a GenBank genome assembly.
AUGAAUGGAAAUUUAGUUUGUUUAUUAUUACCUAAUCCAUCAAAUAAAGGAUAUUCUCUUUAUUUUGGUGUAGUAAUUUCGAGAGACGAUAAAUCUUUAGCCAAAAGUGCUAAUUAUGCUGAGAUCGGUAUUAAUUUUAUGGAUCCCUCAAUUUAUACUGUUGCAUUGGCCGAAAUUUCUAAAUCUGAUCAAAUCUCGUUGGAAAAUAGAUUUAUGGUGGAAUCAACCGGUGUUUAUUUAGAAGCAUAUUAUCAUAUCCUUAAAAUUAUUCAAACUAUGAAUCCUUUUACUUUUCCCUUUGAAAAAUAUUUUGCUCCGAAUUUACAAGAUCAAAAAAGAAAAAAUAAGCAAGGUUUUGAUGUUUCUGAUGAUAAAGUUGAUCCUCCUAUGUAUGCUAGAGCUCCUGGAUUCCGGUUUGAUUUAUCUUCCAUAUGUAAUGAUAAGCAGGUAAGAUUGAAUGUUGCCGAUACAGGUUCUUAUGACUUUACAGCGAGAUAUAUCAACAAGUAUGGAAAAUUAGAUCAAACUCAAGCGAAAGCUUUGAUUUCUGCUUUAACACGUGAAGUAGCAUUAAUCGAAGGACCGCCAGGCACAGGAAAAACCGUAGUUGGUAUUGAAAUCAUGAAAGUCUUAUUGGCACAACAAAAUUCAAAUACUAGACUUGGCCCUAUUCUCACCGUUUGUUUUACUAAUCAUGCUCUUGAUCAAUUCUUGGAGCACUUACUUGAUGAUAAUAUUACAACGAAUUUAGUUCGAAUAGGCUCAAGAACAAAAUCCGAAAAGGUUAAACCUUUUAAUCUGGAAGAAAUUUGUAAAAAUCGAAAACGAAAAGGAAAUUAUUUG